AUGGAUUUGGACGACUGCGAGCACAAAUCAACAGAGACUGUGGAUUCCACUACAAUUUGCAAAGAUUGUGGUUACUGCUACUCCUCUGAACUUCUGGUUCCUGACAGCAGCGAUCUAUAUGAAGGUCGAACACUAAGACGCGAGGCACUCGACGGAUCAACUAUUGAUCCUGGGAAGCGCCGGAACAAUCUAUUGGCUGAAACAGUAAUUCAACAAACAAUCACAUCUCUGUGUUUAGAAACAAUUGAAACACGUGUAAAGGCUUUAUAUAACAUGGUUGAGAAAAAAUUUGAAAUCGGUGAAGGACAACUUCUGCGAUUAGUAGUUGGUGCUUGCGCAUUAUUAGCAAUUAGGGAAGAGAAAAUUCCAAAAACUAUGCGUGAAGUUGCGUUUGCAAUAGGUGUAGAAUUCCGGAAUCUAACAGCAGUAGUUCAUAAAAUACGAACCCAUGUUCUUCCUUCAGUACCAAGUUUCAUAGACGUUGAGUUGCUAGUAAUUAAUGCGAUCAAUAAAUUAUUUGAAAAUCAAAAUGUUAAACUUCCUAUAUAUACUGAUAUCAAACAGCUCGAUCAUCUCAAGUAUGAUUUAUCAGUAUUAGAUGCACAAUACUAUGAUUAUUUGAACGAAGAAGCAACAAAUAAUUCAAACGAAGAUUUUUCAGUGUUAAUCAUGAAAAGCUAUCGCAAAGUAUUUUUUAGUCUUUGCAUGGAAUUACUUAAAUAUUCUGAUAUAGAUAAUCUUAUUAGCGGAAGGCAACCUUCCCCUAUCGGUGCGGCAAUUGUUUUGCUUGCAAUUGAAGCUACUGAAAAACCUAGCUUUGAUGAAUGGAAAAAUAAUCACAGAUAUGCAUCUGAAAUUGUUGGGAGAAUAUUUCAAAUUGAUCCAAGGUUGGCAAUGAAUGACAGAUAUAAAGAGAUGGUUAAUAUGAUGCAUUCUAAGGUCAACAUUCUCCCUUGGAGUUCUCUUUCACAGGAAUGUAAAAGCAGGUGUUAUAUAUUUAUCACAGAUGUAAUACAGUUUCAUAAAUGGAUUCUGAGUUGUCGCGAAAAGGGUAGGCAAAACGUUCGGUAUUCUGAUCAAGAUGCUAACAAUGAAACUAUCGAAAUCGCGACAAACAAAGAUCCUGGUUGUAAUAGUGUUAGCCAGGAACCAGAUAAAACAAUUGUUUAUAAUGAAACUGAUGUAACCAAUUCAAGAGAUUUAGAGUCCUGUUCUGAUAGAGAAACUGAUGCAUCUGAUUGCUAUUUGGAUGAUGAUGAGCUAGAAGACUAUGUACGAGAUGAAGAUGAGGUUGAACUCGCCAAGGAGUCUUGGGAACUUUACCAUCAAGGAGAUUCAGAUGGUAGAAGAAAGCAAUCUAAAGAUACGAAGAGUAAUCCACCAGCAAAACGAUGUAGAAUACUCCGUGAAAAAGGUGUCCCGAAAAAGUCCAAGACGAAUGAUUUUAAUAACAAUGGAGAUACGCAUCUGGUAUCCACUUUGGAAAACAAAUCUGUAACAUCAAAACGCAAGUAUACUAAGAAGGCAAACAAGAUCGACACGAUACAGGAACGUGUUCAGAUAGAAUCUAGUUCUAAAAUAAAACUAAAUUUUGAUCCUAAUCAAAUAAAUAUGGCUUUAUUCGAUCAUAUUUAA
Dentiscutata erythropus is the source of this 1635-nucleotide messenger RNA. NCBI's taxonomy places the organism in Eukaryota, Fungi, Glomeromycota, Glomeromycetes, Diversisporales, Gigasporaceae. The record is from the annotation of a GenBank genome assembly.